CUUCCCCGCCGUCCAGUCAUCACGUCACGAACCUCUGCCAUAAACUGGAAUUCAAGAAUCACCGGGCAGACUCACGACAUUGCCAGACCGAUCUUCAACAUCCACCACAAGACCUUUGCUUUCCCGGUCGUCUUCUUCUGUCCAAGGCAGAGUUUUACUCAACUGUCAUUUACUCGAGUGCUGCACACCCAGCUGUCUAUCUCACUUUACGCACGCCGUUUACGCACGCCCAAUCCUGUGGCAUCGAUUGACCGUAUCGCACAUACUUUCAUCUGAUCUAAACAAGAUCACCCUCUGCCGACAAUUUCGUGCGUCGUCCCACCGGUGGCAGCCUGCAACGAACGGCACGCUUUGGAGCCAGCAAAGGCCAAAUUAUACAACUAGAAUAGUCAUCCACUACGAACCAUUGACUUUACUGCGAGUUUGUCUCUUCGUUUGUCCGCAUCGCUUCCACGGCGCAUCGUCCUGAACACGAAUCGACAACAAGAAUUUUCCUCUACACGACAUACCUUCACGGUCAAACUUUUCAACGCCGACAUAGCGCCAGCCUAAUCUUCCCAAUGACAUCCUUCGUUACAAAUCUCUGGGAGUCGAUCUUCACUCCGGGGCCGACUCCCACCCUCCUUAUCGCGACAAAUGUCACAUUUGCCGCUCUGCAAAUUGUCCUGGCGUGCCUCCUCUUUGCGACAUGGAGUAUCCACUUCGUAAUUCUCUCGGCUCUCUGCGGUGGACUCUGGGGAUCCAUCAACUGGUUCGCGGCGGAACUGAAGGUGCACCAAAUCCAAGAAGAGGAAAAGGCGAGAAGAGCCAAAGAAGCAGCGCCAACUCCAGUCACAUCGGAAGACAGCGAAACAGAAGUAGAGGCAGCUACAUCGACAGCUAGCCUCACGAGGCAGGAGUCAAUUGCAGAGGCGGUCAGCCAUGAGGUUGAGCCUAUCCAGCAGAUUGGAGAACUGAAGCACAGAGUGGUUGAGGAGACACCGAGCCUGGGCACUAAGAGCGGCGUCAGCACGGAAGAUGAGUGGGAGAAGGUUUCGGAGAACGAGAACGAAAAGGACAAGUGAAUAUCCUGGCGAUUGAGCGGGGACCGACCACACGCAGAACGUACAAGCGAAUGUCGUGUUAGCGAAGUUACCAUGGCAUCCUGUAAAUAGUGUCAUGGUCCGCUUUCGUGUUGGAGUUGAGCGACGAUGGCAUUUACACAUCCACCCUGUUUUCGUUCUUCAUUGGAUGAAAGGAGAGGCAGUUGAAGGCUGUAAGCCCUAUGUUCGUUUCAUAGUCCUUAUCCUGCCAUGAGGCAUCAUGAUCUGUGCAACUACAGCUAUAGCUUCAGAGACAAAGUCAUAGUAAACAACACCUUGUUGUUCGGCGUGGCAGUUAGCCAGCCCAUCUUCGUGUACCCCAAUUAUCUGGUUGCUUCAACU
Molecule: messenger RNA, 1424 nt
Organism: Neurospora crassa OR74A
Lineage: Eukaryota; Fungi; Ascomycota; Sordariomycetes; Sordariales; Sordariaceae
Gene: pkr1
Product: ER membrane protein
Exons: 2
Coding region: 561-1064 (167 amino acids)
Biological process (GO): vacuolar proton-transporting V-type ATPase complex assembly
Cellular component (GO): endoplasmic reticulum membrane
Source: RefSeq, a predicted model, not a curated record